GUAGUAUUUCGUAACCGAAUCCGAAGAAUUUAACGAACGCUAGUAGCCAGCAUUUCUUAUACGAGUUUGUUUCAACUUAUAUCUUCUUUUGUUAGGCUGGGUGCCUACCUUAACAUUUUUGCUGUGUUGAGUUGGGGUGAAAAAAUGUCAAAAUUUCACUUCAGUCUGUCAGAAAUUUAAUUUUUCUAUUGUGUUGAUGCGAAAGUUGUAUUCCGGUAAACAUUAAAAAAAAUAAACAUAAUAAACUUUCUGGCGCUUUAAUAAUAAUGUCUAAGAAGCAUAUUACGAAGACGUGCACAAAUGAAGCGACAAACAAAGAAUGGCAGCGCUGGUGCCGUCUUUGCGCCAAAUAUGAUGGCCACUAUUUUGAUAUUUUCAUUGAGGAACUACGACCAAUGUCUUCUCAGCAGCACCUUACUGCUGCCAUUAACAAAUUCUUUAAGAUACAAAUAAAACCAAGUGACGAACUUCCGGUAUUAUUGUGUGCAGAAUGCUACACUUUCAUUAACUACAUGAAAAAUUAUGCGGAGCAUGUUUCUAAGGUGCAAGCAAUGUACCAUGAUUUGCUGAGCUCAGCCAACACCACCCUUACUGAUAUAAAAGACAUUUAUGAGAAAUAUGGCAUAUUCAAAUUGGAACCAUAUGUGCAGCAUACUUUGCCUGAAUCUUAUAAUUCUAUAGCGCCAACUGCAAUCGAGCAAAUAUUCGUAACGGAUGUGCCAGUAUUAAGAAUUAAAGAUGAAGAAGUGGAAGAGACGCAGACAAUAGUAAAAAAUCUCGAAGCUGAAAUCAAAGUAGAAUUUGAAGAUCCCUUUGCGCGAAAUGCCUCACGAAGUGUAGAAGCGCAUGAGACUAGUGAAGAUAGUGAUAGCAGCGUUGGUAACAGCCACACAUUUUCUUCUGACACUGAAUAUCGUGUAGAGGAAAAGAAAACGGUACAUAUACAAAGCACAUAUGCUAAAGUGAGUUCCAAUAGAAUUUCUGCCAGCGAUAAUGAGAAAAACGAGGGCGGUUACGUCUGUGAUAUCUGCAACCAGAGCUUUGUACAAAACAGAAAUUAUGUAUGGCAUAUGAAGAAUAAACACGGCACAGAAACACCACAUCAAUGCCCGAGCUGUUCAGGUUUCUUCAAAUACAAAAAGGAACUGCAACGGCACAUUAGGAAAAUGCACGCGCCAAAGAUUUAUCCCUGUCCACAUUGUGAGCGGAAAUUUAAGAGAGCCAAAGAUGCCGAAAAUCACAUCAAAGCAGAGCAUGAAGGUGAAGGUUCAUUUAUUUGUGAAGAGUGCGGCGAAAGUGUGCGUACGAAAGAGAAGCUGCUGGAACAUAUGGCCAUACACACAGGCCGUGGCGCAUUCGAGUGUAAAGAAUGCGGCAAAUGCUUUGCGCGUAAAUUCUAUUUAAAGAGACACGCGGAAAUUCAUGGUGACAAACAUGUUUGUGGUGAAUGUGGCUUGGAGGUGACAACAUCCAAAGCACUCAAAUUGCACAGUAAAGUGCAUUCGGAUGAAAUGCCGUAUAAAUGUGAUUAUUGUGGACGCAGAUUUAAACGUUCAAAAAAUUUGAAAGGCCACUUGAUAACUCACACUGGUCUCAAGCCUUUCUCUUGUGAUUUCUGCGAUAAAACAUUUUCGACCGGUUCAAGCUGUCGUUAUCACAAAAAGCAUUUGCAUCCAAAAGAGCUAGCCGAAUUAGAGGCAGCUGGUGUGAAGGCAUAUACCAAAAAUAUACCUAAAAUAGAAGUAUUGAAGGCGAUCACGCAAGCGACUGGAAAAGUGAAGGAGGCAGGUGAUAUUAGUAUAAAUGAUAAGCGCAUAAAACUUCCGAAAUUGGACGCUGAGUUAAUUGAUACGUAAAAUUUAGCACAUAAUUGAAAAUAAAGUUCAAAUUUUAUGUCAAACUGAGCCUGAAAACAAAACAAAUAUUUGUUGUGGCGAUGAAUUUGAAUCAGUUUAGUUUCGUUGAUCCUAAAAACCUUCAGUUUUAAUGAGAUUAGACUACAGAAAAGGUGAAAUGUGAUGUGAUCUUGCUACCACUGAUAAUUCGACUAAAAUUAUCAAAUCCUUCGUUCUGUAAGUAAAAUGGAUCGUGAAGAGCAUAUGUAUGUAUAUGACCCAGUGACAUCUCACCUUUAAACAAACUAGUUUCCGAACGAAGAAAAAUACACAACUUUAAAACACUUUUGUGAUUGUUUUAUUCAUGUUUUGUACAUCUUAAGUCACCAAUUCAUAUUUUAUUUUGUAAAUGUGCGUAGAAAUAUAAAUUUUUUAAAUAAUAAAUACUGGCAAAAAGCAAUUUUCAACAAAUUUUCCUUAGUGCAGUGCAUUUUUAUGAAAUAUUCGACUAUUACAAAAGCUUACAUUUAAACACAGCGUUUCACAAACAUUUUUAAAACAUUGUAAACGAAAAUUUCGGCAUUUUAGUGCUUAAUUGAACAUUAACUUCAGCUACUGCGCGAUUUCGUAUGCCAGUAAUGGGUAUUUUUAUUUUAUUUAUUUUAUGUUUUUGGCGGAGAGCACUCUUUACUCAUAAAGAAAGAUUUAAAUUAAAUGCAGCGUCGUUGAACAAUUAUUUUUCAGUACCCCUUAAGUAAAUGCAGUUGAACAAAAGUUUUGUUAAAACCUUUAAGACACUGAAUCGCGCUUAAAAAUAUCGUAUACACAGUUUGAACUCUAAAUUAAAUUAAAUUACACAAAACUUCUCAAUCAUCCGCAAUAUGCAGAAAUUCAUAUAUUUAAAUAGAGAAAUAAAGUAUUUUAACAAAACAAUAAGAAAAAAAAGCACUUGUUAACAGUUUUGUAUACACAUGAAGUGCAGCAGAGCUAUUUAUAAGUUAUUAUUAUUAUUAUAUUUGUGUAAGUAUGAACGUAUCUUCUAUAUAGAUGAACACAACACAAAUGAUGAAAUAUUUAAUAUUUAAAGCAAGUAAAUAAAAAAUAAAAUAAGAAAAAAAUUAUAAACCCUUCCGCCAAGUCAUUAUGACCAUUAUAAUCCACACACAGCACAACUUGGUGUCACGCUACAACCACAAACAUACAACUAAUAUAGACUUGUCUUUUUCAUGAUGCGUAGAAAUUCAUCCUGAUUCACUACACCGUCAUGGUCCAAAUCAGCUUCAUCAAUCAUUUCACGCAACUCCUCAUCGGUCAGCGUUUCGCCCAGCUCGCGUGCAACACGUUUCAGAUUUUUGAAAGAAAUCGAGCCAGUAUCGUCGUCAUCGAACAGGCGGAACGCUUUUAAUAUUUCCUCUUUAGUGUCCUUCUCAGCCAUUUUCAUUGUCAUCAGUUGUAGGAAGUCAUUGAAUGAUAUGCGGCCAGUGCCAUCUUUAUCGAUUUCGGCAAUCAUUCGUUUGAUUUCUUCUUUUUUCGGCUCAAAACCAAGCGCACGAAUUGCAACCUUCAACUCCUUGACCUCUAUAAAACCGGUGCACUCCGUAUCGAAUAGAUCGAAAGCCUCCUUAAUGUCGGCUUUUUGCGCUUCAGAGAGCUCAAAUUUGGGGCCGGAUUUUUUACGCUGCAUUGUAGAUGGAUGCUGGCGCUUACCCGGCAAAGUAGCGUUUGACGGACUGUGAUCCAUUUUCAAUUAUUUUAUUUCUUCUUUCAACUGGAUUUAAAAUGAAAUAGCAGCUAAGUAAAUAUUAUUUCGUUAAUAAAUUUAUUAUUAAUAGUUUCAACACUUUUCUUGAAAGGUUUGAGUCUACAAUUGAAUACUCACACACUGUUGUUGGCUAUUUGGUGGUAAUUGAUUUGUUGGAAAAUUAUAAACAACGACGCGUUGCUGUGACCACAACAGUGCCGUGACCGUGGUCACCAACGCCCUUAGUGUAGGCUUCGGUUCACCCAGGGACGUGCGCACGUUCUGGAUAUUUCGCUAUCGAAUUUUUUCUUUUGAAAAAUCGAAGUAAGCGCAGUGCGUUCUACGUAUUUCACAAAAUAAAAUUCACAAGGUAGUAAAAGGGAGUAAAACAGGUGGGUAAUUCGUUGUUCUUGUAUACACAAUUUCUAAUUUUAGUAGGAUUCAUUCAACCACUCCUUCCUUAUGUGUGUUCAAUAUCCUUUUAAUUGCCUUUUAGCAAAGGUGGUGUUUUAUUUAUUUUUAUUGAUAUUUCACGGUCAAACAGCUGGCCGUUCGCGGGUAAAACCAACAUUGCCAUAUUAUGCUACAGAUAUGUUUAUCUGUUUUGUGGUUAAUAAUUUUACAAAGAUUUAUUCAUGCUAAUUAUAUGCGUCCUAAAUGAUUUGCGUUACUUCAUAUUUUAGUUUUUUUUAGAUUUCUGAUAAGUUUUAUAUAUACGACUCUUUUAACAUAAACAUCUGUACAAUAUAUCGAAGAGACGUUCAUACAUCGUGACUUUUGAUGUGUUAGUCGCCUAACGAAAUUUUAUUUUAAUAUACAAAAGACUUGUGUAGCAAAGUAAAUAUUGUAAAACUAUUAAAUUAGCCACUUUUAAACCAAUUCAAGACCGCAAUGUUGGGCUUUGAUCAAAUAAAAUAAAAUGCAAAAGGUUAGCGAACGAAUAAUUUGCCAUCACUUGCAAAAUGAGGAAGAAAAAAUAAAUAAAUCAGCUAAGCUAGUUUACAUAUUUACGAAUUUUAGAAAUAACGACAAAUGCAAGAUAUCAACAAUUUCAUUUUUGAUACAAUUUUUUGUAUUGUAACAAAUCAUUUGCUACUUUAUAAUAACGUCUCGAGAAUAAUGUCCCACUCGAAUUUUGUUACCUUCAUUCAGAAAGCGCCUAUCUUCUCAGCAGUAUUCGGACACUGUAAUUUUAAACUUUUUUUACGUAUUGUAUAACUGCCGUCCCUAAAUAAAAGCGGCAGCGGCAAAUUACUGUUAAAAUUCCUAAUGCUCGUAUGUAUAUUUUGUAUGGCGCAUACCUAAAUAAACGCGGCGGCAACGCUGAGCGGUUGAAAAACUCGAUUUGACAGCGCGUUCAGAAGUGAAGUUGGCUGCCGAAAAUAAAGUAAUUCUAAAUUUUCUGAAAAAUUUGCGACCGUUGUAUGUUUGUGCAAAUGGUGAAUUGUGAGAAAAUAAUAGAAAUGGUACAUAUCAACCCUUGUCUCUAUGAUAAAAGAGACAAAAAAUACAAAGACGUUAAGCAUAAAGAGCGGGUUUGGCAAGAAAUCGCCGAGCAAGUAAAUCUUUCGGCAAAAGAGUGUAAAGUAAAGUGGAAGAGUCUGCGUGACAAAUUUAGGAAGAUGAAAAAUUCCGAGGAACUUCCGUCCGGAUCCGGACAAAAACUGGGACCGCCUUGGAAGUAUAUGGCGAGUCUAGAGUUUUUGACGGAAACAAUGGAGCCUACGAGUACAACCAGUAACGGUGAAAUGGACGCAUGUGAACUGUCAGUCGAUAGUCAGUUGUUCCACACCACUACAAAACGUAAACGUUACAGCGAUGGUCUCUUCAAUGAUAUUCUAAUAGCAAUGAAGAGGAAAUAUGAAGAACCACAACCCACAAACAAGGACAAAUACGAGCAUUUCUUCGGUAUGCUUAGAAACAAAUUGGAUAAACUAACAGAAAGUGAAGCUGAUGAUGUGGAAAUUGAAAUCUUAAAUUUGGUUAAUAAAAAAAUUGUUACAUCCAAAAAUACCUCGAAAGGUAUUUUCCAAUGUAGUAAUUUUUCU
Molecule: messenger RNA, 5624 nt
Organism: Bactrocera oleae (olive fruit fly)
Lineage: Eukaryota; Metazoa; Arthropoda; Insecta; Diptera; Tephritidae
Product: zinc finger protein OZF
Biological process (GO): regulation of transcription by RNA polymerase II
Cellular component (GO): nucleus
Molecular function (GO): RNA polymerase II cis-regulatory region sequence-specific DNA binding; zinc ion binding; DNA-binding transcription factor activity
Source: RefSeq, a predicted model, not a curated record